Molecule: messenger RNA, 4839 nt
Organism: Arachis stenosperma
Lineage: Eukaryota; Viridiplantae; Streptophyta; Magnoliopsida; Fabales; Fabaceae
Exons: 4
Coding region: 2419-3708 (429 amino acids)
Molecular function (GO): zinc ion binding
Source: RefSeq, a predicted model, not a curated record
CACUGCUUCAGUGGUUAGGGAGUGGGAGACUGGCGAAGUGGCUCCUUGAGAAUCCAUGUAAACACUUCUGAUUGGUUGAUUCUCAAAGGAGGGGAUCGCCAACAGUGCUUGCCCUCGUUUUUAAUUUUUUUCCUUAUUCGAAACGGAAAGGGAAAGGGAAAGGGAAAAUGAAUGAAGAAGAGGAAGAGGUUCUCUCUCUCUGCCUUAUACCUUAGACACGCACUGCCUCCGUUCGUCUCUCUUUCUCCCCUAAUCCAAACCCUACCUCUUCGAUCCGGUUUUCCUCCUUCCAGUUCAUACGUCUCUUCAAUCUUCGCCAAUUUCUGUCUUCAUUAUUCUGAGAUAACCAAUCGCUAAGACCCCAUUCGAAAUCCUAACAGCUAUUCGAAAUCGCCAUCUGAGAGCAUAGCGACGGCGACGACGCUGGUUAUUUCACCGGUGAAAUCUUUUAUCGACACUUCUCUCUGGUUUGCUUCGUCGAACUUCAUGUUGCGCCGGCUUUCUAGAAAUGGCGACGGCGAACCCUUUCCAUUUGUGAGGUGACGACACCGAGGACCCCUCACAGCAAAUCGCCAUGGCGGCAGCGGCGUCUCUACCCAAGAAGUGUUCAGCUGUAACUCUCUGUAGCAAUCCCUCUCUCUACUUGAAACCCUAACUGGUGAAGAGGCGCUCUCUCUCUCUCUCUCAUACUCCGAAACCCCAUCUCUUCAACCCUGUUUUCCAGCUUCUGAUUCGUAUUUCUCUUCGGUCUUGGCCAGUUUCUUCGCUCAUGGAAGCACAAAAACGGAGGUAUUCGCCACCGGAACCUGAUCGAAAGGGCUGAAACCAGAUCAAGUUGAGGAUUCUCAUAGCAGUGAGACCCAGAAUCCUGUGAGUCACGCACUCUAUAAUCCUCAACUUUUCUGCUACCCCCAGAGCUACCGUCAAUCCAAUGUGGUCGAAGCCUACACCCGCCUUCGAAAAGUCGCGAAAUGAAGGGGUAACACGAAGGGGGCGUGGUACAUUCAACACGCAGGGGGCGUGGAGGCUACGUGGCACGCUCUGAUUGAGCCACGCAAGUAGCACGCAGGGGGCGUGCUGAGUCAGCACGCAGGGGGCGUGUUGACGUGGCUGAAUGUUCCUGCAACACGUGGCAGCACGCAAGGGGCGUGGUGAAUCAGCACGUGGGGGGCGUGAUGACGUGUCAAAGCGUGAUUGGCCUGGAAGUGCAGCACGUGGGGGGCGUUCUGACACGUGUCAAAGCGUGAUUGGUUGAGACAGGCAGCACUUCUCUAUAUAAAGAAGAGCUUGAGAGUGUUUUCCAUAGUGAGUGAGAUUUGAGUGUGUUGUGAGGAUUCUUUGAGGUGGUGUAAUGGAGGGUACUGCAAAUUUGGUGGUGUAUCGCAACGGGGAGAUAAUACGUAAUACUCAUGAGGGAGUGAGGUUUGUGUGCCAGAAUCCGUUUUCGUUUGUGGUUCCCUGCACGAUGACAUUAAUGGAGCUGCAGAACGGCCUCUGUCAAAGCAUGGAGAAUGGUACGUUAAUGAGAGUGAGCAGAAUUCUGUACCGAAAUCCGGUUGUGGUUUUUGGUGGUCUAAUACAGUUUGAUGCCAUGCCGAUCACUGAUGAAGCGAGUAUGCAGAAGAUGUUUCAAAUUCACCAGCAGACUCAGAUGCGACACCCACAGAUUGAGGUGUACGUUGAUUUUGAAAUUAUAGAGGCAGUGGCGGUUGAGAAUGAUGUAGAUAUACAUGAUGAUAGAGAUGCAGUGUACCAAGGAAUGAAUAGUGACAGCGAAGAUGAUUUCGAAGCCACUUAUGAGGCCGGCGACGAAGAUGAAGAUGGUAAUGUGGGAGUUGAGGCAGCAGCAGAGAAUGUAGUGAUGGCUCCGUCGAGCAGUCAACCGAUGGACGUUCCACCUUUUAUGCGUGAGUUGGAUCUCGAGGCCAUGCAUGCACACGAGUUUCCGGAAUAUACAAACAUAGGCGUUGCCGAUGGUGAGGACGGGGAGUUCCGGAUUGGAAUGGAAUACAGUUCUAGAAAGUCGGUCGUCGCAGCAAUUAGAAGUUUCACUAUUGGUAAAGGAGUUGACUAUGAGGUGUAUGAGUCUGAGCCACAGACGUUCGGAACAAAGGUUGCUUGAUACGGAAAAAAGGUUGUUGGGAGAUCCGAAGAUACAACGGUAGCCACACGUGCACGAUCGGAACAAUUUCACAAGAUCAUUCGAAGUUGGACUCAGAUACAGUUGCUGAUGCUAUAAGGCCAUUGGUCGAGACGGACCCGUCCAUCAAGGUGAAAUCUAUAAUUGCGGAAGUCCAGUCAAGGUUCAACUAUACCAUUAGUUACCGAAAGGCUUGGUUGGCAAAGCAGAAGUCCAUAGCCAACGUUUUCGGUGGUUGGGAGGAAUCUUACCAAGCCUUGCCAUGGUGGCUAUCGGUCAUGGUGCAGAAGAUGCCUGGUUCAGUUGUCCAAAUAGAAACACGACCACUGUACAACGGGAAUGAGGAGGCGCAAGGUGUAAAAAUACUUCAUCGUGUAUUUUGGAGUUUCAAUCCAUGCAUUAGGGCAUUCAGACAUUGCAAGCCGCUGGUUCAGGUUGAUGGCACACACCUAUACGGAAAAUACAAAGGUACACUUCUAGUAGCUGUUGCACAAGAUGGGAACCAUAAUAUUGUGCCUAUCGCCUUUGCCUUGGUGGAAGGGGAGACAGCUGAUGCGUGGCACUUCUUUCUAAGAAAUCUGCGAAUGUAUGUUGUUAGAAAAGAUGGGGUGGGUAUGAUCUCAGACCGACACGAGUCAAUACGGGCAGCAGUAAAUCGUUUCGGUGGCGACUGGCAACCUCUAAGAGCAUGGUGGAUGUUUUGUAUAAGACACAUCGGCAGUAACUUCUUAAGGGCAUUCAAAGUCCCUCACUUGCAAAAGCUUGUUGUCAACAUAGGUUAUUCAAGAACGGUGGAGGAGUACAAUAUCAACUAUAAGAGGUUGGAAGAGCGAGGCGAGGCAUAUGCCAGGUGGUGCGAUUCCAUUGGACUCAGACAUCGAUGGGGCCAUAUGACAACGAAUCUUGUCGAGUGCAUUAACUCAGUCUUGAAGGGUGCCCGUAAUCUACCUGUGUUGGCGCUGGUCCGAGCAACAUAUUAUAGGUUAAAUGAACUUUUUACGCGGAAGAGUGCCGAGACUCACGAACGCAAGCGUGCUGGAUAUACGUACUCUGCAUUUGCGCAACAGCGGAUAGAAGCAAGUAUGCAACAGGCCGGGAAUAUAGUUGUGCACCGCUUUGAUAGACGAAAUGAGGUGUUUUUAGUGCGCGAAAUGACUACUGGAAAGGUGCUAGUUGUUGAUCUUGCACGACGGACGUGUGAUUGUGGGCACUUUCAGGUUGAACGAAUACCAUGUCGCCAUGUUAUUGCUUGCUGUGCUAAUCAGCGUCUCGAUUGGCAGUUGUAUGUGCAUGACGUGUACAAGAUGACAGAGGUUCGUAAAGUAUAUAAGUUUGAGUUCACACCAUUAGGUGAUCCCGAUACAUGGCCCCCUUAUGAGGGACCCACAUUGGUCGCUAAUCCCGCGCAGAGACGAACGUCUAAAGGCAGGCCCAAACUGACCCGAUACUUGAAUGAAAUGGACUCACGCGACAUGCGUGGACCUCGGAUAUGCCGUCUCUGUGGUGCUCAGGGUCAUAGUCGGAGUAGGUGUCCUCAGCGUGCUGGACCGAGUGGUGCUGCUUCAUAGUUUAAUAUUGUCAUGGUUGUAUUUUUUAUUUGUAUUUUGUUAGUUGAUGAUUUUGAAAUUAGAUGUGUUUGUAUUUUUUCAAUUGAAGUCUAUCCAUUGAUAUAGAAAUCGUCGCUUAACAAUGUCAUUAACUGAUUACAUAAGUUAACAAAACAAACAUCAACUAAUUACGCAAUUUAAUUAAACACACAUUAAACCCGAUUUACAUAUGUUUAACAAACAAACAUCAUCUGAUUACAUAAGUUAAUUAAACAAACAUUAAACACGAUCUACAUAUGUUAACAAAACAAACAUUAACUGACUCAUCAUAUGUUAAAGAAACAAACAUCAACUGAUUACAUAUGUUAAAGAAACAAACAUCAACUGAUUACAUAAGUUAAUUAAACAUACGUUAAACACGAUCUACAUAUGUUAACAAAACAAACAUUAACUGAUUACAUAUGUUAAACAAACAAACAUCAACUGAUUACAUUAACUUAACGACCAAAGCUCACUUCUUUCCAACGAACCAGUGUAGUCCCUUACGCAUAAUGCCCGACGAUGGAGUAUACCUAUCAGGUGGAUUUCGCUCCGUCCGAAGGUCAUAUGGGUGACCUCGAACUGACCCUCCUGCAUCGGUCGGAGCGGCCGACCCGCCUGCCUCUGUCGGAGCGGCUGACCCGCCUGCCUCAGCUGGAGUAGAUGGACCAGGGAUGAAGGUGUCAACAACUGCGUAUCCCCGCUGACGCUGACUAAAACCACUAUCACAUGACGCACUCUCUGACGUGUGGUGAGAAGUACGACCCCGCAAAGCAUGUCCCAUAUCUACUGAUGCCCUACGUGGAUCAGCCGGCACCGACGGUGAAGGGAUACUACUAAAAUCUGACCAGCCUCCUAAACCAGCGUCAAUCCAAUCCUGUUGUAGCUGAUCUCCGGGUCCGUCGCUGGAGAAGUCAAACCAAUCAUGACCGGAAAGAAUGGUAAGUACGGGAUCAUGAUGCUGAGAGUGGUGGCUGUGCUGGGACUGCUGAGAGUGGUGGCUGUGCUGGGACUGCUGAGAGUGGGGGCUGUGCUGGGACUGCUGAGAGUGGUGGCUACCAUGACUGUAGGCCGGUGGCUGUGGUAUAUAAUAAGGAAACGGCUCAAACACUG